This is a messenger RNA of Neltuma alba, 959 nucleotides long. Its product is annotated as protein yippee-like At5g53940. Bases 330 to 719 code for a protein of 129 amino acids. Lineage: Eukaryota; Viridiplantae; Streptophyta; Magnoliopsida; Fabales; Fabaceae. The record is from RefSeq and is a predicted model, not a curated record. The transcript is spliced from 5 exons.
CUAAGCGUGUCGAAGAGAUGGCCGUUUUUCGGCUCUAGUUUUGGGAGCCUGGCCGCUUUUUCGGGAAAAAAAUCAAAACCGAGGAAGGGAGAUUUUCCGGCGCCGCCAGAUAUUAUCCGGAAACAGAUAGAAGAGGCGAGUCUGCACUUCCCAGCCUGGCCCAUAUUGUUCCACCAAGUUCUUUUCACCAUGUCGUGACUCGGUUCUAAUUCUUCCUCGGUCCCUCUAUUCCUUUCACUGUGGACUCUUGAAAUCUCCCAUUUGUCUUUGAUUUGGGUAAGAUUCGGGUGCGUGAGUCUCCAUAAUAACGAAAAGCAAAACAGGGAAAAAUGGGAAGAAUCUUCGUCGUGGAGCUGGAGGGCAGGUCUUACAGGUGCAAGUACUGCAAAACCCACUUGGCCCUUGCCGAUGAUCUCAUCUCUCGGGCUUUUCAUUGCCGACGAGGUAAAGCAUACCUCUUCAAUAAUGUAGUGAACAUCACAGCUGGAGUACUAGAGGAAAGGAUGAUGCUUUCAGGAUUGCAUACGGUGGCAGAUAUCUUUUGCUGUUGCUGUGGUCAAAUAGUUGGCUGGAAAUAUGAGACUGUGCAUGAGAAGAGCCAACAGUAUAAAGAGGGGAAGUUUGUUCUUGAGAGAGGAAGGAUUGUUGAUGAAAUUGAUAUCUCCCCUGAAUUCUAUAUUGACACCCAUGCCAGCAUGAGUGAUGCUGAAGACGCUUAGCAUGUUUCGUUCUGGUCAUCAAACACUGCUUUUGUAUAUAAAUGAUUAUAAUAAUUGUAAUAACUAUAAUAAUAAUAAUAACAACAACAAUGGUGUUGCUUCCCCCCCCCCCCCGGGGGGAUCUAGCAUGAUUGCGUUUUACUUUUUUCCUUGUUUUUUAAUACUGGAGCAGAUGAACAGGAGAGACUUCUCCAGUGUGUAAAGCUUCUGGAUGGAAAUGGAUUAAAAGUAUCAAACACU